GCAUAAAAACAAGCAAGUGGGCGUAGAGGAGAGUUCGGUGUAGUGCUUUCUUUGCUGUUUUGCUUGUGAAAGUUUCAACAAUGGUGCAACAACUCUCCAAAUCUGGAGCGAAGGAGAAUCCUCUGCUGAAAGCUGGGCAUCCUCCGGCAGUGAAGGCUGGAGGUAAACGGGUAGCUAAGAAAAGCUUGGACGAGAGUGGCACCCAUCCAGAGAAGGAGACCAAGAGGUCUGACAAACCGAGGUCCCUCGCCACCACCAACAGGAUGCAACAAGUUAGCAUUCUUCUGGCAGGAACUCUCGACAAGCUGAGCCAUGACUUUCCAGAGACACCGGUGAGCGUGAGGCACAGCAAGGUGCGCCCGGCGAUGGAGAAGACCCACUCCCCCCGGACCUUUUUCAUCCAGCAGCCGAGGAAGUUUUGAACAACACGUGUUGAAGAAUUUCCCGGACGGGACCAUGUUAAGUCAACCGUGAAAGACAAACAUGAAGUGUUAGACACAUGAGGGGACUGACAGGUUUUCUGUAGAGUGUCCGUGUUUAUAGAGAGGAGGAGAGAGAGAGAGCUAUUAUUGAGCUCUGUUUAUUUUCUAGGCUGUGCUUGUUUUUGAGAAUACUAUAAACCAGCAUUGGAAUGUGUCUUUUCUAGUAUUGUAAGAGGAAUGCUGUAGUUGUUUUUCUCAGCUGAUAAAAACCAGAUGGUGUUUGGGUAUGUUCAAUGGGAGGGUUGGGGAUUGUUAAGUGAGGUUUUUUUGAGAUGGCUCUUUUUCCAGUGAAAUCUUCACUUUGUACUGCUUGGCUCUUAUUAGAUUUGAAUAAAAAAAAGAAUAAA
This is a messenger RNA of Anoplopoma fimbria (sablefish), 829 nucleotides long. It is a transcript of the gene dapl1b.1, whose product is annotated as death associated protein 1b. NCBI's taxonomy places the organism in Eukaryota, Metazoa, Chordata, Actinopteri, Perciformes, Anoplopomatidae. Bases 81 to 422 code for a protein of 113 amino acids. The transcript has 4 exons. The record is from RefSeq and is a predicted model, not a curated record. Gene Ontology annotation, molecular function: death domain binding. Gene Ontology annotation, biological process: negative regulation of autophagy; cellular response to amino acid starvation; apoptotic signaling pathway.